This is a messenger RNA of Leishmania braziliensis MHOM/BR/75/M2904, 747 nucleotides long. RefSeq lists its product as hypothetical. NCBI's taxonomy places the organism in Eukaryota, Euglenozoa, Kinetoplastea, Trypanosomatida, Trypanosomatidae. Gene Ontology annotation, molecular function: phosphoprotein phosphatase activity. The transcript has a single exon. The coding region runs from base 1 to 747 and encodes 248 amino acids. The record is from RefSeq and is a predicted model, not a curated record.
AUGCCGAUUCACGCUACAUUGAUAGAUACAACGCAAGACGCGGCCUUUCCAUCAACAUCGCAUAUUGACACGGUCACGGUACCUAGUGCAUCACUCAAGUCAAAGCGUGCAGAGAGUGCUGACUCCGCAACCUUGCUUUCUUCCGCGCCGCUGACGUUCUUGUCAACCUUGAUUCCGCCACCGCGGUUGCAGGACGUCGGCAAGCUUGUUGUUGUGCUAGAUCUCGACGAGACGCUUGUGUAUAGUCGCGACAUCACUAUCUACAAGCGUCCUGGUGUGGUUCAGCUGUUGAGGACGCUGAAGGGGAAGUGUGAGGUGAUUGUGUGGACAGCCGGCACGCGCGAGUACGCACUAGAUGUAAUUCGCAUAAUCGAUCCGGCAUGCGCCGUGCAGCACUGCAUCUACCGCCACCCCAUAUGGUGGACAGGCGACGUGGGCUGCGUAAAAGACCUUCGCCUGCUAGGCCGCCCCAUGGAUCGAGUGCUACUUGUAGACAAUACCCCCAGCGUGUUCCGUGCUAACCCGCGCAACUCCCUCCUUGUCGAGGACUUCAUCGUUCCACAUCCGAGAGCGUACAACGCACAGGAGAAAACGCUGUCGGUAUUGGCCGACAUCUUCGGGCGUGUUUUCCGUCAUAUCACCUCUCCAUGUGUUGCUGAUGUGCUGGCAAGCAAGCGCAUCAGCCGGCAAGUCAUUCAACUCGAGCAGGGUGGACGUGUGGAGCUCAACAUCCUCACCCCUGCGUGA